Molecule: messenger RNA, 944 nt
Organism: Durio zibethinus
Lineage: Eukaryota; Viridiplantae; Streptophyta; Magnoliopsida; Malvales; Malvaceae
Biological process (GO): protein ubiquitination
Cellular component (GO): cytoplasm
Molecular function (GO): ubiquitin protein ligase activity
Source: RefSeq, a predicted model, not a curated record
GAUUUCGGGGCCGACAGUUGACUUACCUCUUACUUGCAAAUUUUUCCUGCUUCCCCAGUUUCUCAGUGUUCUCUUCGCGUUCCCUUUCUCUCUAAUAAAUAUCAUUCUUUGUUACUUUUUUCUCAAUAAUGGGAGGCAACGACAAUAUUUUCUUUCAUGUUUCGAACGUCGACAUGGUAGUUAAGCAAGACAAAUCAUUGCCCUCUCCUACGUUCGAAAUUGAGGUUAAGGCUACGUUUGUCAUCGUCGAGAGAGAUUGCGGCGUAGGAGGUGAAGUGUUUAUGGAGGUGGGGAGGAUUACUUCUGAGGUGGUUCACGAGUUUCCUUUAGAAGACUUGAUUAGCGAUUCAAACGGUGCCGUUUUGGACAUGCUUGACUCCAUGCGUGUCCCGGUUCAACCGUCCAUGGUGGAAGAAAUAGCGGCCAUUGCGGUUCGCUGGGCGGCUGCUGCUAGAGAAAGUGACAGGAAGGUUUUGAGAAUGCGGGUGGAGAUUGAGGCAGUUGUUGAUCACGUGCCUGACUUUGGGAAUGAUGACACCGAUGAUGAUAAUGAAGAUGAAGCAGCGAUGACCAUGGAAGAGGUGGCGGAGAAUGUGGGGAAGGUGGUGGUUGAAGGGUCGGAGAAGGAUUGUCCGGUCUGUUUGGAAGAGUUGGUGGUGGGUUCAGAAGCGGCUUGCAUGCCUUGCUCGCAUGUAUUUCAUGAUCUUUGCAUUGUGACUUGGCUGAAAAAGACAAAACGCUGCCCUUGUUGUCGUUUUAUGUUGUCUAAGGAAAAUUAAAGUUUAGGGUUAGAACUAGGAGGAGAAGCAAGAAGUUUUUUUUUUUUUUAAGGAAGCUUCUGCUGUAUGGUUUUUUCUUUCCUUAAAUUAAUUCCUAAUUGUACGAAUUUAUUUCCUAAACGUUAUUUUUUAAAAUAAGUAUUAUAUGAAUAAAAUUAUCUUAAU